GCAUUUACCAUUUUUUCUCUUCCUUUUCUCUCUUCUUUAUGCUCUGCCUUAAGUUUUCUUCAACCCCUGGCCAGUCAACCUUUCUCUGCCAUCUAGCCGGUAUCUGAAUUUUUCUACUUUUAUAAAAUUAUCUGCUAUAUUUGAUUCUUCAGCUUCAAUCUGUUUGUUAAAAGUCCUGGCUGAGCUUCUUUUGUCUGGGAAUCUUCCUUGUAUCCAUGAAGUUUACGAGGGGUAAAAGGGCCUUAAAGAAGGAUGCAAAUGAACCAUCAAAGCCUGUGGAGGACAAAAUAGUCUUGAAGGUUGGAAAGCGGAAAGCAGCAAUACAGGCUAGUAAGAGCACCGAAAAAUUGGCCAAGAAAAUCAAAUCCGGGGAUAAAGAUCCAAACAAACCUAAGAGGCCUCCUACUGCUUUCUUUGUUUUCCUAGAAGAGUUCAGGAAGGUUUACAAAGAAGAGCAUCCCAAUGUGAAGGCUGUCUCAGCUGUAGGGAAAGCAGGAGGACAGAAGUGGAAAUCCAUGACACAAGCGGAGAAAGCUCCUUAUGAAGCAAAAGCAGCAAAGAGGAAGUCGGAAUAUGUGAAGCUCACGACAGCUUACAAGAAGAAACAGGAGAUUGUGGACGAUGAGCGCGAUGAUGAAGGCGAUGACAAUGCCGAGAAUGAAGAAGAAGAAGAAGAUGAUGAUGAUGAUGAUGAUGAUGAUGAUGAAGAAGAUGAUGACUGAAGUUGGAAAGUCUUGUUUCUGGUCCUACAAAUGAUAAGUGAAGAUGCUAAAUUUUGAAGUUUCUGUAUGUAUAUGCCCUGUGUGCAGUUCAUUUCUUCAGUGGGAAAAAAGAAAAGAAGAGAAAAAAAAAAAAAUUAAGCUCUAAAUGCUUCCAUAUGUAUUAGCUGUCUUAAGUUUGAUUCUAUACUUUCUGAUUGAUGUUAAUAUUUCUACACAAUGCAUCUCCAAGUUAUUAUG
This is a messenger RNA of Carica papaya (papaya), 959 nucleotides long. Its product is annotated as high mobility group B protein 3-like. The record is from RefSeq and is a predicted model, not a curated record. NCBI's taxonomy places the organism in Eukaryota, Viridiplantae, Streptophyta, Magnoliopsida, Brassicales, Caricaceae.